Molecule: messenger RNA, 2313 nt
Organism: Histoplasma mississippiense
Lineage: Eukaryota; Fungi; Ascomycota; Eurotiomycetes; Onygenales; Ajellomycetaceae
Exons: 6
Coding region: 1-2313 (770 amino acids)
Biological process (GO): transmembrane transport
Cellular component (GO): membrane
Molecular function (GO): ATP hydrolysis activity; ATP binding; ABC-type transporter activity
Source: RefSeq, a predicted model, not a curated record
AUGGCUAUAUUUGGCUUGAGUCAUACAGUCAACACUAAGGUUGGUGAUGAUUAUGUGCGAGGUGUUAGCGGUGGUGAACGAAAACGUGUCAGCAUUGCGGAACUUACGUUGUCUGGUGCACCGGUAGCCUGCUGGGACAAUUCAACCAGAGGAUUGGAUUCUGCCACAGCCCUUGAGUUCACCCAAGCCUUGCGGGUCGGAGCUGAUGUUAUGGGAGGCACUUAUGCAGUUGCCAUUUACCAGGCAAGCCAGGCAAUCUACGAUAUCUUCGACAAAGCCAUUGUUCCCCGGACCCCGCGGGAGUUUGAAGAGUAUUGGCGUCAAUCUCAAGCGUUCAAAGACAUGCAGGCUGAGAUCGAAGAAAGCGAGAACACAUACCCAAUAGGAAGCUCAGCCUUGACAGAAUUGCGUGAAGCACGCCAGCAGGCUCAAGCAAAGCACGUUCGUCCAAAGUCUCCGUAUACCAUUUCGAUAGCGAUGCAAGUUAAAUUAAUAAUGUCUUUGAUUAUCGGAUCCCUCUUCUUUGAUACACCGCAAGUCACCAGCAGUUUCUUCUCAAAAGGCUCAGUCCUCUUUUUCGCUAUUUUGCUUAAUGCCUUGCUUUCUGUAUCUGAAAUUAACACGCUUUAUGCCCAACGACCUAUCGUCUCCAAGCAUGUUUCCUUCGCUUUCUAUUAUGCAUGGGUUGAAGCCCUUGCAGGGAUUGUCUCUGAUGUCCCUAUAAAAUUCGUCAUAAGCACAGUCUUUAAUGUAAUCAUCUACUUCCUCGGUGACCUGAGGAGAGAACCUGGAAAUUUUUUCAUUUUCUUCCUCUUCACGUUUGUCACUACGUUAACUAUGUCCGCGAUAUUCCGAACUCUAGCCGCUGCAACGAAAACUAUAUCUCAAGCACUCGCAUUCGCGGGAGUCAUGGUCUUAGCAAUUGUCGUAUAUACCGGUUUCACUAUCCAGCGAUCUUAUAUGCACCCAUGGUUCAAAUGGAUCAGCUGGAUCAACCCAGUAGCAUAUGCAUUUGAAGCUAUCCUAGUCAAUGAAGUGCAUAAUCAGCGGUACCCAUGUGCUGAUAUUGUUCCUCCUUACGGCCAAGGAAAUAAUUUUCAAUGUCCAGUUGCUGGUGCUGUAGCCGGUGAGACGUCUGUCUCUGGCGACGCGUGGGUUGAGUCACAAUAUGGCUACAAGUAUACACACCUCUGGAGAAAUCUUGGAUUUAUCUUCGCCUUUCAGGUCUUCUUUUACGUCCUUUACCUCUUUGCGACACAAAUGAACACAGACUUGGGCUCCUCCGCGGAAUUUUUAGUGUUCCGACGUGGGAAUGUUCCCAAGUACAUGUUAGAGGAGAAGGAUGAGGAAAAUGGCGAAAUAGCGCGCCCCGGCGAUGUCGAUGUUGCUGCUCCUCAGGAUACGGCCAACGGAGAAGAUAAAACCGACAUUCUCCCUCCCCAGACUGAAAUUUUUACGUGGCGAAAUGUGGUAUAUGACAUCACAAUUAAAGGAGAGCCGAGGAGGCUACUUGAUCACGUCUCUGGAUGGGUCCGCCCUGGCACUCUGACUGCAUUGAUGGGUGUAUCCGGUGCAGGUAAAACAACACUGCUUGACGCUCUUGCCCAGCGAAUUUCUGUAGGGGUUAUUACCGGGGAUAUGUUCGUCAAUGGAAAACCACUUGACCCUUCGUUCCAGCGUAAAACAGGCUACUGUCAACAACAGGACCUUCACCUUGAGACCACCACAGUUCGUGAGGCACUUCGCUUCUCUGCAAUGUUGAGACAGCCAAUGACUGUCUCAAAGGCAGAAAAGUACGCUUUUGUUGAGGGCGUUAUCAAGAUGUUGAAUAUGGAAGAUUUUGCCGAAGCUGUUGUCGGGAGCCCUGGCGAGGGUCUCAAUGUAGAGCAACGCAAGCUCCUCACCAUUGGCGUGGAAUUAGCUGCGAAACCACAACUUCUGCUUUUUCUUGACGAGCCUACUUCUGGUCUCGAUUCGCAGAGCUCAUGGGCCAUAGUUACUUUUCUCCGGAAACUCGCCAAUAAUGGCCAGGCCGUGCUUUCCACCAUCCACCAGCCGUCUGCAAUAUUAUUCCAAGAGUUUGAUCGACUGCUAUUCUUGGCAAAGGGCGGGAGGACAGUCUAUUUUGGAGAUAUUGGAGAAAAUUGCGAGACCCUGCUCAAGUACUUUUCAGAUCAUGGUGCUGAACCCUGUGGCCCCGAUGAAAACCCAGCGGAAUACAUGUUGAAUGUUGUUGGAGCGGGACCUAGCGGCAAAUCAACACAGGAUUGGCCAGAAGUAUGGAAUGCUAGUCCGCAGCCGCGGAAGUUCUGA